ACCCUAGUCAUUGCCACUCUGAUGACUUCUCCAGCCCAGCUGCUGCCCAGUUGCGGCUUUACCCAGUCCUGGUAACCUUCGAUUCCAAGGUUCCAACCCGGGUUGACAAUGGAGUGUAAGAGACUUCCCGGACUCCUGGGAAGAAUGGGGUCAGGUUUCCCCUUGGUCGCUGUCCUCUCCAGGCUCUGGUGACUCUGUCCAAAUGGCUGGGGUGAUUCGAGGAUGACUCAUAAUACCCAUAGUACCCUACAUAAUCCCAGAUCCUCUGGAAACAGCAAGUGUGUUGUAUACCUGGCCAAAGACACCCAUGGGAAGGGAGAAAGGUGCAGUGCCCCACUGCUGGGGAACCUGUCUCCCCUUGUGGCCCAAGAGAGGGCUGCUGGAUCUGUGAGGAGUUCUGGGAUGUGAGGGCAAGAGUUGCCUGGCCCCUGUACUCCUGCCUCCACUCCAUCUCCAGCUGAGCACUGCAGCCUGGCCCCGUGCCAGCAGCAGGCUUAGCAGGUCCCAGGGGUGUGGUGGCGGCCAGUGGUGGAGCCAGCCUACAUAGGCCGGCAGUCAGCAGAGCAGCACAGUCCGUCCAGGAUGGCUGAGCUCACUGCCGCCGGAGCCCAGCAAGGCAGCUUGGCCAUGAGCCCUCUGCUGUACUAUGCCCUGCCUGCCCUAGGCAGCUAUGCCAUGCUCUCCAUCUUCUUCCUGCGCCGGCCUCGCCUGCUGCACACACCUUGGGUUUCAGUCUUCCAUCCCCGCCUGGGGGCCCACCGGGGAGGAUCCGGAGAGCGACUGGAGAGCACCAUGGAGGCCAUGGAGAACUCCAUGGUCCAGGGGGCAGACCUCCUGGAGCUCGACUGUCAGCUGACCAGGGACGGCGUGGUGGUGGUGUCACACGAUGAGAACCUGUCCCGCCAGUCGGGCCUGCAUAGGGAUGUGGGCAGCCUGAACUUUGAGGAGCUGCCUCUCUACAAGGAGGAGCUGGAGGUUUAUUUCUCGCCAGGCCGCUUCGCACGUGGGUCCGACCGGCGCAUGGUGAGCUUGGAGGAGGUGUUCCAGAGGUUUCCUCGGCUGCCCAUGGCCUUGGAGGUCAAAGGGGACAAUGAAGAGCUCAUUCACAAGAUAGCAGCCCUGGUGAGGUACUUCAAUCGCAAUGAAAUCACCAUCUGGGCCUCAGAGAAAAGCUCCAUCAUGCAGAAGUGCAAGGCCGCUAACCCCGAGAUGCCGUCCUCCUUCACAAUAAACCGAGGAAUCCAGAUGCUGCUGCUCUAUUACCUGGGGCUGCUACCCUUCAUCCCCAUCCCCGAGAAGUUCCUCCUCUGCUUCCUGCCCACCAUCAUCAACAGGACUUACUUUCCAUUCUCCUUCCCUGGGCUGAACCAGCUGGCUGCUGUGGUUUGCAAACGGCUCAUGAUGAGGAAAAGUCUGAUCCAACACCUGAAGCAGCGAGGGGUACAGGUGAUAUUUUGGUGCCUUAAUGAUGAGUCGGAUUUUGAAGUGGCCUUCAACCUGGGGGCCUCUGGGGUGAUGACUGAUUACCCCACAGCCCUGAGGCACUACCUGGACAACCAAAGAACAGCUGCCCCUGCCUUCUAAGCCAGGGACCCUCACUUUUUUCUGUUUCUCUUCCCUAAUAAAUGCUUUCUUU
Messenger RNA from Talpa occidentalis (Iberian mole), 1636 nucleotides. RefSeq names its product glycerophosphodiester phosphodiesterase domain containing 3 (gene GDPD3). The coding region runs from base 583 to 1584 and encodes 333 amino acids. Gene Ontology annotation, cellular component: endoplasmic reticulum membrane. Gene Ontology annotation, molecular function: phosphatidylcholine lysophospholipase A1 activity; phosphoric diester hydrolase activity. NCBI's taxonomy places the organism in Eukaryota, Metazoa, Chordata, Mammalia, Eulipotyphla, Talpidae. Gene Ontology annotation, biological process: glycerophospholipid catabolic process. The record is from RefSeq and is a predicted model, not a curated record. The transcript is spliced from 10 exons.